Belonocnema kinseyi is the source of this 707-nucleotide messenger RNA. Its product is annotated as histone H1B-like. The coding region runs from base 44 to 643 and encodes 199 amino acids. Lineage: Eukaryota; Metazoa; Arthropoda; Insecta; Hymenoptera; Cynipidae. Gene Ontology annotation, biological process: negative regulation of DNA recombination; nucleosome assembly; chromosome condensation. The transcript has a single exon. Gene Ontology annotation, cellular component: nucleus; nucleosome. The record is from RefSeq and is a predicted model, not a curated record. Gene Ontology annotation, molecular function: nucleosomal DNA binding; structural constituent of chromatin; double-stranded DNA binding.
UGAUUAAAAUUUGUUUGAAGUCGUCAAAAAAUUUGAAAACAAAAUGGCAGACAAAUUCGAAUCUUCAGCUGCACCAGCGGCAGUGGCAGCAACACCUAAGAAGGCUGCAUCUCUUAAAAAGGCUGCUACUCCUAAAACAAAGAAGCCUAGUGUCACAGCGAAGGCGGCUCAUCCUUCUGCAUCCGAAAUGGUUCUUGCAGCAGUCCAAGCUUUGAAGGAGAAGGGCUCUUCUCUUCAAGCAAUCAAAAAGUACAUUGUUGCAACAUACAAAGUUGAUGCUGACAAACAAGCCAUUUUCAUUAGAAAGUAUCUUAAAUCCGCUGUUGCCAGCGGAGCUUUGGUCCAGACUAAGGGAUCAGGUGCUGCCGGAUCCUUCAAAUUACCUGUGGGUAAAACUGAGGCCAAGUCAAAAACUACAAAGAUUGCUGCAAAAGCCAAAUCUGCAUCAAAGUCGAAGAAACCAGCAUCCCCGAAGAAGGCUCCUAAAGCCAAAAAAGCUGUUGCUGAAAAAAAGAAGUCUACAAAGGUUGCUGCAAAACCACCUAAGGCAAAAACCACUACUAAACCUAAGGCUGUCCCGAAAAAGGCUGAAGUGGCUUCUCCCAAAAAGAAAACUGCGGCGAAGAAAGUUGCAAAAAAGUAAACUGAAGGAAGAUGUUAUGGUUGUAAUAUUUUCAAGAGCUACAAAGACAAACGGCCCUUUUUAG